GAAUUGUGAGCAAUUAAGGGAAAGUGGAUAGGAGUUUCCGUUACCUCCUACUUUAAGUUUUAUCUCGGUAUUUUUGCCCUUAUAUUCAUCAGCUUCUCCACAUAACUCAAAUCACCUCAAUUCUGAUUUUUGUUUAUACAAAUGGAUGGACCUCCGUCAUUUACAUCAGUUGUGGCGAGGCCAGAUGUCCAGUUUUCCGACACCUCUUAUAACAACGAACACGGGCCGCCCUCUGUGGGAUCUGUGGCAAUGGCACAACUCCAGCUUUCAGACACCUCUUACAAUAACUACAGCAACAGCAACGUGCAAGCGACCUCUAUUGGAUCGCUGGCAAUGGGACUACUCCAGCUUUCAGAUCAACUCACAGAAACCUCUUAUAGCAAUGAAAAAGCUCCAUCUAUUGGAUCACUCGUAAUGGGAUACGAAAAAGGGAUUUCUAAAUCUGCCAGCGACGGUUUCAGUUACCACAUGCGGCCGCCAUCACUCACUGAUGUAGCUGGACGUGAUGGAUCUCAUUCAGGACCCGGUCCAAUGGAAAUCUACAGCAAUUCGGCAUCUAUGUCUGAGGACAACGAUGAUGAUGCUUCAACAAUUGACCCUGAUGCUGAUCUCUCUUAUCUUGAUGAAAAACUUCAACAUGCUUUGGGACACUUUCUGAAUGAUUUUGAACGAGGUAUAUCUGCUGAAAAUUUGGGGUCAAAGUUUGGGGGAUACGGUUCAUUUGUAGGUCCGGGUUCAAUGGAAUUGGACAGCCAUUCGGCAUCUAUGUUUGAGGACAACAAUGGUGAUGCUUCAACAAAUGACCCUGAUGCUGAUCUCUCUUAUAUUGAUGAAAAACUUCAACGUGUAUUGGGACAUUUUCGGAAAGAUUUUGAACGUGGUAUUUCGGCCGAACAUUUGGGUAAGUUAAAAGAUGUAACGAAUUGUUGGUAACUCCCGAACUAAAAACGGCGGAGUGCAGAUUCUAGGAUUUGUACUUAUUUGCAGGGUCAAAGUUUGGGGGAUACGGUUCAUUUGUAUAAGCAUAUGUUACAACACAGAGAAAAAGGAACCGACAUGGAUUGGAGAAUUUUUAGAAUAUGGAAGUAACUUAUCGUUUGCUGUAAAUCUGUACCGUAUUGUUACUUUUUUUUUUCUUCUUUGCUGUUCUUUCCUAUAUAGCUUCUUGCUAUGUUGGUGUUUUUUUUGUAUUAAUAAUAUGUCUCGUUUCCAUUAAAA
Messenger RNA from Helianthus annuus (common sunflower), 1218 nucleotides. RefSeq lists its product as uncharacterized. The transcript has 7 exons. NCBI's taxonomy places the organism in Eukaryota, Viridiplantae, Streptophyta, Magnoliopsida, Asterales, Asteraceae. Bases 142 to 933 code for a protein of 263 amino acids. The record is from RefSeq and is a predicted model, not a curated record.